AUGACGACUGUCAGUCCAGCUCAACCAUCUCUAACGUCCAACGAUGCGGCCGUUCUUCAAGCACUCUUUGACGCAGAGUCAUCUCCCUCGUCCGGAGUGACGAUCGAAUCAACGCGUCCCUCCUGGCCCGCGACUGUGAACAUUUCCGAAGCAGAACUCGCCUCCCUGAAGACCCGAGAGGCAGACAUAAUCCGCAAAGUCCAGGGCGAUGACCCCAGCCAAGAGGUCGUGAAAUCUGCGCUCAAAUAUAUCGAUACUCUUGUCAAAGAAUACCCUUCCUACCCACCCGCCUACACAAACCGCGCACAAAUAGUGCGUCUACUUAUCGAUCUCCAAUACGAACAAUCCCACCCAGAAAACCAGAGCAAGUCCCCAGACGAUGCUCUCUUCACACCUGAAGCCGAUUCUCUGUCCUCCCAAAUAUUCACAGACCUCGGGAAAGCAAUUACUCUCGCCACGCCCGCAUCUCCGGCAGAUUCCUUGUCGACCGUGCAAGCACGACUCCUGGCCGACGCGCACACACACCGCGGGUAUUUGCUUCUCAAAGCAGCGCGGAUGAGGAAGAACGGGCCCCUUCUGUCGGAGGGUGUAGUUAUUCCGGAGCGUCUGCGUGGACUCAGCGCGGAUGAGCUAGAGGAAAUGGCUAGUCGAGAUUUCUUCCUUGGUGGGCGAUUUGGGAAUAAGGUUGCACAACAAUUAGCUGUGCAGACAAAUCCAUAUGCGAAAAUGUGUGGAGCUAUUGUUAAGGAAGCCAUGAAAAAGGAGGUUGAAGGUGGUCAGGAUUGUACUUAG
Penicillium waksmanii is the source of this 792-nucleotide messenger RNA. RefSeq names its product protein hmgX (gene hmgX). The transcript has a single exon. Lineage: Eukaryota; Fungi; Ascomycota; Eurotiomycetes; Eurotiales; Aspergillaceae. The coding region runs from base 1 to 792 and encodes 263 amino acids. Gene Ontology annotation, biological process: cilium assembly. The record is from RefSeq and is a predicted model, not a curated record.